Messenger RNA from Amorphotheca resinae ATCC 22711, 1346 nucleotides. RefSeq lists its product as hypothetical. The transcript has 4 exons. The record is from RefSeq and is a predicted model, not a curated record. NCBI's taxonomy places the organism in Eukaryota, Fungi, Ascomycota, Leotiomycetes, Helotiales, Amorphothecaceae. Gene Ontology annotation, cellular component: fungal-type vacuole membrane. The coding region runs from base 286 to 1338 and encodes 350 amino acids.
CGCGCACAUGCGCGCACAUACUACUACUCGGUCUUUGUCUCUCCUCGGUCUGCUCUUCACGAUCGUCCCUCACGAUCAUCCUUUGAUGUGGUCACUUAGCUGCUCGUGAGCCCUUUGCUUCUCCAGACCGGUCCCUGCCGCCCCCAGAUUCUCCAUAUUAACUCCGCACCUCCCCCACACGUUCCCUUCUCUUGCCUUUCCUUCCUGGUCCGCGCCCGAGUACAUAUUCGUCGGUGACCCGUUCAGACCCGCCAUCAAUUUCUUCUCAUCACAUACGCCUUCACCAUGAGUGGAACUUUGGAUAAGAGUGCGUCAAACGAGGGCAAUGGGUAUUCGGAGAAGAUCGAGGGCCAGGGCCAGCAGAUAGAGCAAACACCCAUCGCCCCCCGCUCUAGCUUUCUCGCCAUAGCCAAGAGACAUUUCAAGCGGUUCUGGUGGGCCCAUCUGAUAUUUUUCUGCGCUUCCGUUCUUAUCAUUGCGUUAUGUCUUGUCUACGUUGCAAUGCCCAAGAUCGCCCAGCGCGGUGUCAACAGGUCAAGCACUACCUUUACCGACCUGAACUUUCUUGACCCGACUGCGAAUACCAUCGUUCUCUCACAGGAUGCUAUUCUUCACAGCCCUAGCAUGUACACUCCAACAUUAGACCCCUUCAGCGCGGCUCUCUACCUGGUCACGAACGGUACCUACGCUGCGACCCCGAUGCUGAGCAUUAUGAUGCCGAAAAUCCACGCCUUGCACCCAAAAUCUAUUGUGCACACUCCUCCGCAGACGUUAAAUAUCUCGGAUAUGGAUCAACUCACGGAUUAUUGUAUUCAGGUGUUGACGCAGGAGAACGUGACUACCGCAUUGGUAGGAAAGACGAAGCUGCAUGAAGGGAAAUUGCCCGUGAUCACCGUUAAAUACAAUUCCUCGACAACGUACAAGUCUCUCAAUGGGCUGGCAGGCUUCAACGUUACCGAUCUGAAGCUCAACCUGAGUGCGCCAGCUGGGCAACCAAAUCUCGUCGGCAAGGCAUUUAUCCCCAAUCCGUCCGUGAUGACUAUCGCCAUGGGAAAUGUGACUCUCAACCUGUCAACUGACCAGGCCGGCAUAGUUGGAAAUUCCACCAUCCAUGAGAUGACCCUAGUUCCUGGAAACAAUACAUUCUCAAUGACUUCCAUCAUCGAUGCCGGGAAAGUUACCUCGAGUAUGAACAAGUCUGGUAUCGUCACGCUCAAGAUCAUAGGCACGUCUUCGGUCUAUAACGGACAGCAUCUGCCUUACUAUGAGAAAGCUUUGGCCAGCAAUGUCCUCACCCUUGACCUGAACGUCGCCGCGGUUCUAGCGAAUAGUCAAUGAGGGCCGAG